This is a messenger RNA of Priceomyces carsonii, 477 nucleotides long. RefSeq lists its product as uncharacterized. The transcript has a single exon. The record is from RefSeq and is a predicted model, not a curated record. The coding region runs from base 1 to 477 and encodes 158 amino acids. Lineage: Eukaryota; Fungi; Ascomycota; Pichiomycetes; Serinales; Debaryomycetaceae.
AUGCAACUCUUUCAGUUAUUAUUCGCGACUUUGCUUUCUGUGCUUUCUGUCGAAGGACACAUUUUUCUUCGAAUGAAUAGUACGAACAUUGACCUCAAUGGACAAUUCAUUACUAAGCACCCAGAUGGUGUCGAGUUGAUUGCAGGUAAUGCGGGACCAGAAUAUGUUGGACAUGGAUAUGUUGAUGCAGGUUUUUCAGUCGAUUUUACGUUACAUAAAGAUGGAACUUUUGGUAAUUCUACCACUGCCCUUUCUAUUUUGACGGAUAAUUGGGCACAUGACCAAACUUUUGUGCUCUCUGGUGAUGAAUCGGCAGAGUCGUUUUCUAUAAAAGAUGGUAAACUUUUGUACAAUGGGAAUGAUACCUUUGCUGCAUGCCCUGGUGAAGUGACCAAUAAAUACGAAAACUACUUAUCCCUCGAUUUAAAUUGUCCAGCCGCAUACGAAAUAACUUUAGACGUAAUUGAGGUACCAUAA